AUGGUUGGAGACAACAUUCCUAAACUUGCGGUUCUCAUCGACGCGGAUAAUGCGCGCUCCUCCGUUGUCAAUCUCCUACUUUCUGAAAUCGCAAAAUAUGGCACAGCUCAUGCGAAGCGGGCCUAUGGGGACUGGAGUAAACCUGAACUACAGGGCUGGAAGGAUAAGCUCCUUGAGCAAUCGAUCCAACCAGUCCAGCAGUUCGCGUAUACGCACGGCAAGAAUGCGACCGACUCAGCUAUGAUUAUAGACGCGAUGGAUCUCCUAUACUCUAGUCGGUAUGAUGGAUUCUGCCUUGUCUCAAGCGACAGUGACUUCACCCGGUUGGCUGCUCGAAUCCGCGAGUCAGGACUAACUGUGUACGGAUUCGGGGAGCAUAAGACGCCGCGGCCCUUCGUCACUGCCUGCGACAAAUUUAUCUACACCGAAAACCUCGUGCACAUCGAUGAGCUUGUGCCGCAUUCUGACAGUGCUCACGUGGGGAAAAAUCGUUCAUCAGCCCUGCAGACUCAAAAUGACAGCGAUUUAGCAAGUCUGCUGCGGACGACGGUAGAAGCAGUCUCCGAUGACGAUGGCUGGGCUCGGCUGUCUACCGUCGGCCAGCUACUCACCCAAAGAUACCCCGACUUUGACCCUCGUACCUAUGGAUGCCAUAAGCUCAGCGAUAUAAUCACCAACUUGCCUUUCUUUACAACUGCCCGCCGCUCCCUUGGAAAGGGCUCAGGCACGGAGAUCUUCGUACACGAUGAGCGUCGGAAGCCUAAGGAUCCAUGCUAA
Aspergillus lentulus is the source of this 777-nucleotide messenger RNA. Its product is annotated as NYN domain-containing protein. Lineage: Eukaryota; Fungi; Ascomycota; Eurotiomycetes; Eurotiales; Aspergillaceae. The record is from RefSeq and is a predicted model, not a curated record. Gene Ontology annotation, molecular function: RNA nuclease activity.